Molecule: messenger RNA, 669 nt
Organism: Medicago truncatula (barrel medic)
Lineage: Eukaryota; Viridiplantae; Streptophyta; Magnoliopsida; Fabales; Fabaceae
Product: protein SLE2
Exons: 2
Coding region: 88-393 (101 amino acids)
Biological process (GO): response to abscisic acid
Cellular component (GO): cytosol
Source: RefSeq, a predicted model, not a curated record
UUAUUUUAACCACAGCUUCGAGUACUUACUGAUCAAGAAAGUGACACUACAUAGCAUAAUCAACCAAUCCAAAUUUGAGAAAAAACAAUGGCAUCUAAACAACAAAACCGACAAGAGCUUGAGGAGAAGGCAAAGCAAGGAGAGACUGUUGUUCCUGGUGGCACUGGUGGCAAGAGCCUUGAGGCUCAGGAACAUCUUGCUGAAGGAAGGAGCAAGGGAGGGCAGACAAGGAAGGAGCAACUAGGGACAGAAGGGUAUCAGGAGAUGGGACGUAAAGGAGGACUGAGCACUAUGGAGAAGUCAGGAGGAGAACGUGCUGAAGAGGAAGGUAUUGAUAUUGAUGAGUCCAAGUUCAAGACUGGUGGUGGUGGUGGUAGGAGCCAGAACAAGUGAUCCAUCAUCAUCACCUCUUAUGUGCUAGCUAACUUUAAUGUGUGUCAAAAACUAGUUUGUUUUAGGUCAUGCUGUUAGUUGGUUAUAUAUAUAGCUAACCAAUGAUCAAAGUGUGUGUUGUGUGUGUUUUAGUUUUUCUAAUAAAUAGCUAGCAUGUGGUAGUCAAUGUUUGUGUCUUAGGUUUGUUUAUUUUCCAUAUAAUGUCUUGUUAUGACUUUCUUUGGUGGUAGUAAAGUUAAGAGUUUAGUUAUCUUAAAACGCGUUGUGUUGAUGUUA